Messenger RNA from Sugiyamaella lignohabitans, 1629 nucleotides. It is a transcript of the gene DMA2, whose product is annotated as ubiquitin-conjugating protein DMA2. Gene Ontology annotation, biological process: mitotic spindle assembly checkpoint signaling; negative regulation of septation initiation signaling; protein ubiquitination. The transcript has a single exon. Bases 1 to 1629 code for a protein of 542 amino acids. Lineage: Eukaryota; Fungi; Ascomycota; Dipodascomycetes; Dipodascales; Trichomonascaceae. Gene Ontology annotation, cellular component: ubiquitin ligase complex; cell division site; mitotic spindle pole body. Gene Ontology annotation, molecular function: ubiquitin protein ligase activity; protein binding. The record is from RefSeq and is a predicted model, not a curated record.
AUGAUUCGGCAGAUUCGACCUCUGGAUAUCCAGAGCGCGCGUCUGACCAGCUCAGACACUAUAUCGGUUCCUCUGCCUGAAGGCUCGUCGCCAAUGGCAUCGCCUUCUAGCAACGCUUCAACACCUACCAGUCCGGUCAACGACUUGUCUAGUACUCUGAAUGCUAAUAGCAUCAAUAAUAAUAAUGGUGGCCAUUAUGCCACUUUGGUAAAUGCACCUGCUGGACUCAACCAUGGCGAACCCGGUCCAGUCGUCAGUCAUAGUAGUAAUAUCACCAACGGUAAUUCUGGUGAUGUUACUCUCAACCUAUUUGAAUCAUCCUCAGGCUCGACCCCCUCAUCGCCUCAUUUUAUAGCAUCCGACUCGACUACUCCAGUACCUGGUUCUACUGUAGUAGCUGGUCUUGGCGGUCUUGGCGGUCCCAGGGGUUCCAUUUCUAACAACUCCAACAAUGCCGGAAUUGGAACUACCAGAGCUGAUGGGUCAAGGGACGUUAUCGUCACACCAACUACCUAUAAUGCUAGUGACGCAAGCCAAACUCAACAUCAACAUCAUCAGCACACCCACUCGCGACCACAUUCUCAUUCGCAUUCACGUUCACACUCUCGUUCGCUCUCAUACACACAUCAGACCCAGCUUGAACAACAAGAACAACAACAAAAUGGAUCACAAGAAAUAGAAGACGGGUUUCCCAAUCAAAUUGAAAUCCCCAGUCCUGAACAGAUGCAAGUACUGAGUCAAGUGCACGCAUCCGAUUCAUCGACUCCAUCUCCUGAUCCUGCAAAGUACCCGUAUUCCAUUCGAUUGAGUCCAUUUGUGGACCACUCAAGUUCCAUGCCAGCAUUCUAUACCGGUGCCGUUGAACGCGAAGGUCGAGACGGCACUGUCAUCAAAAUCGGUCGAUUUGACAAUAAACGGGACCAGCGCACCCAGGGCGACGAGAAUCCACAUGUGUCUCCUAUUGUGUUUAAAUCCAAGGUGGUAUCACGAUCACACGCUGAGUUCCUGGUUAAAGACGGAGGCCAGUGGUUUGUCAGAGACGUGCGGUCGUCCUCGGGAACAUUUCUUAAUCAUAUCAGACUUUCUUUGGCGAGUGAGGAAUCACGGCCGUUUGCUUUAAAGGACGGUGACGUGCUCCAAUUGGGAGUUGAUUUUAGAGGCGGGUUAGAAGAAGCAUUCAAAUGUAUUAAAGUUCGAGUCGAGCUCAACCGAAGCUGGCAGAAGAAGCCCAAUAAUUUCAAUAUUAGCCAGCUCACCAACUUGCGAAACCUGUUCACCAACCCUCCAGGACGGUCUGAUGACACUGCCGAUGCCUCGGGAUCCAAGACUAGACACGAAAACACCCAGGAAUGCGCCAUCUGCCUGCUACCUGUGUCGGCCUGUCAGUCACUCUUCAUAGCACCCUGUUCGCACAGCUGGCAUUAUAAAUGUAUCCGACCGGUGAUUGUCAAGGCAUACCCGCACUUUUUAUGUCCCAACUGUCGAGCCAUCUGCGACCUCGAGGCGGAAAUCGAGGUCCCCGACCUGUCGCACCUCGAAAUCUCGCAACCCUCGUCCACCAACGGCACAAAUAGCGGUGCCGCUAACGGCAGCACCGCCAACGGCAUCAACACCACGCUAACGAGCUAG